This is a messenger RNA of Trachemys scripta elegans, 2248 nucleotides long. It is a transcript of the gene P2RX3, whose product is annotated as purinergic receptor P2X 3. Gene Ontology annotation, biological process: response to ATP; monoatomic cation transmembrane transport. The coding region runs from base 1 to 978 and encodes 325 amino acids. NCBI's taxonomy places the organism in Eukaryota, Metazoa, Chordata, Testudines, Emydidae. Gene Ontology annotation, cellular component: nuclear inner membrane; plasma membrane. The record is from RefSeq and is a predicted model, not a curated record. The transcript has 11 exons. Gene Ontology annotation, molecular function: purinergic nucleotide receptor activity; ATP binding; extracellularly ATP-gated monoatomic cation channel activity.
AUGUAUUUCGGUUCAGGUGACAUGAUCACAUGUCCUGGGACGUCCGUCUUCGUGAUCAUCACUAAGCAGAUUGUCACAGAGAACCAGGUGCAAGGCUUCUGCCCUGAGAGCGAAGUGAAGUACAGCUGUGUGUCUGACAGUGACUGCCAGAGACCCGUCCCUACCACAGGAGGCGGAAUCCUGACUGGCCGGUGUGUGAACUACAACAGGAGCCUGCGGACCUGUGAGAUCCAGGGCUGGUGCCCGGCUGAGGUGGACACCGUCCAGGCGCCCAUCAUGCUGGAGGCAGAGAAUUUCACCCUCUUCAUUAAGAACAGCAUCCGCUUCCCACUCUUUGACUUUGAGAAGGGUAACCUGCUGCCCAACCUCACGGCCCAGGACAUCCGGACGUGCCGCUUCCACCCAGUCACCCAGCCCUUCUGCCCCAUCUUGCGUCUGGGCGACAUCGUCCGCUUUGCCGGCCAGGAUUUUUCCAAGCUGGCCUCCACGGGAGGAAUUCUGGGGAUCAAGAUUGGGUGGGUGUGUGACCUGGAUCGCUCGUGGGAGCACUGCGUGCCCAGCUACACCUUCACCCGCCUCGACAGCGUCUCCGAGAAGAACAACGUCUCUCCCGGCUACAACUUCAGGUAUGCCAAGUACUACAGGCGGGAGAACGGCACUGAGUACCGGACCCUGAUGAAGGCUUUUGGCAUCCGUUUCGAUGUGCUGGUCUACGGGAACGCUGGGAAAUUCAACAUCAUCCCAACCCUGAUCAACACCGUGGCAGCCUUCACCUCCGUCGGGGUGGGCACUGUGCUGUGUGACAUCAUCCUCCUCAACUUCCUGAAAGGCGCAGAGCAGUACAAGGCAAAGAAGUUCGAAGAGGUGACGGAGGUGACCCUGCGCCACAGCCCCGUGUACAGGAGCAGCCAGAUGCUGGGAGGCCGGAACGACGAGAAGCAAUCCACCGACUCGGGGGCCUACUCCAUCGGCCUCUAGUGCCCCUGCCCCUGGCGACCGGACAGUUUCCUACCCGCCCUCUGCUGCCGCGGGCACCUCGCCCCUGCUCAUAGGCAAGGGCAUCUUUUGUACACUCCCCUCCUGCGAGCCUCUGCUUCUUCCAUCUUCCUCAUCACCGGCCAGAGUCCUCCUCAUGGGCCCCCACGCCAAGGGGGCGGAAAUCUCUCCUCCGGCACAUCCUCAUGAAAGCACUGCCAUCUCCCUCAGGAAGCAUGUACCAUUCCCUCCCCAUCAAACCUGGGCAGUGCCACGGAGCAGGCACGGCAGACAGGGGCCAGCUUGGCUGCUGCUGGCACCGGCGCCACUCAAUUACCAGCAUACCUGGCGCUGUACAAGAAAUGGGCAGCACUCCUCACCCUGGGGAGCGUGUGCUCCUCAGCAGGGGGCGCUCUCUCUGGGUUUGGCUGGGUGCUGAGAGCUUGGGAGGGCGCCCUUGGGACUGAGAGGUGGAUGGGAUUGGUUCCCUUGUCCCAGCAGAGGGUGCUCUCUCCAGCUCAGGUGCUCUCUCCAGCACUGAGAGAGGCACCCCAAUGGUAGGAGUGUGGGGUCUCCUUUCGCUAGCGGGGGGGGGGUGCUCUCCCCACCUUUGCCCCUAUUUCCAUCUUGGCAGAUUCCCAGAUUCCGGAGUAGGGAGUAGGAAGCAGUCCUGGGCGGGACGGGGCAUCCGGGCCCAGGGACGUGCUAUUCCCCCCCCCUCCAGUGCUGACUCCAUUCUCCCACGCCAGGGCUUUUUAAUCAAUAAAACUCACUUUCUCGUCAGUGUCCCUCGGGGCUGUGCUGGGGCAGGCGCGCAGGUUGGGGCUCUCUCCAGGGCUUGCAGGGGGACACGGAGGUGGCAGGCGCACGUAACCGGUGCUUCCUGCUCUGUUACCAUCACCACCGAUCAGCGCUGGAUUGGCCAGAGCCGGGGCUCGUCUGUUCAUGCCCAGCUAGGGAGAUUGCUGAGAUUUCAGCACCAAGACCCCCCCUUGCUUGGGGAAGGGGUCGUACGGCUGCUUAGCAGAAACACCUUAGCCCGUGUUGGGCUGGGGCUCUCCUUGGGAUGUAGCCUCAGCUUCUGAGCCCUCAGUUACAGCAGCAGUUGUACCAGUCCUGGCAUGAGCCCCACCUGUGUGGACCUGGUUAGUGUCACUGGUCAGGGCAACCGCACCUGUAUUUCCCCUCCUUAGUCCAGCCAGGCCACCACCUGAAGGCUUCUAGCUCCGGGGCCGUCCCUACCCAUACGCAAAGUACGCAGCUGCGUAGGGCA